Cucumis sativus (cucumber) is the source of this 689-nucleotide messenger RNA. Its product is annotated as protein RESPONSE TO LOW SULFUR 2. The transcript has a single exon. The coding region runs from base 190 to 495 and encodes 101 amino acids. Gene Ontology annotation, biological process: cellular oxidant detoxification. The record is from RefSeq and is a predicted model, not a curated record. NCBI's taxonomy places the organism in Eukaryota, Viridiplantae, Streptophyta, Magnoliopsida, Cucurbitales, Cucurbitaceae.
CCCUCUUACAAAGGGAAUAUGCUGAAUUUAGAAAAGUUGGAUAGGGACAAGCAGGAUAAUAUAAUAUGAGAAUUAUGAGGAGAGAAAAGGAGAAGAAGAUACAUUGAACCUAGACAGCCAAAUGGUGGGGUUUAAGAAGGAGAAGAAGAAAGGGGAGAGAGGGCAUUCUGAAACCUGAAGUUAGAGAAAAUGGGAGUCCUGAAACCGGGUGGUGUUGAGUCAGUGAGCCUGAAGAGGAGGAAUGAGGAGCUGGAGAAGGAACUGGAGGCGAGCCAUGAAAGAGAGCUGAUUAUGAGGAAGGAGCUGAGAAGGGUUUGUGAAAGGCUAAAGGUGGCAGAGGAGGCGGAGGAGAGACUUUCGUUACAGCUCGGGGAGCUCGAGGCAGAAGCUCUAACCCAGGCACGUGAUUACCACCAACAAAUCACAUCGUUGAUGAACCAGCUCUCCCACGCUCAUAAACUGCUGCAAGCUGCCUCCAUCGCCUCCUUUACUUAGAACAACACAAACUUAACCCGAUGUGUUGGAGGCCCCUUUUUUUUUCCCCCCUUCAAUACUCCAUCGAGUAGAUGUAAUUUGAUCUCUAUUUUACUACCAUAUUCAAUAUUGUGUCGCUUUUCCCCUGCUUCAAACUUUCGAUUGAUUCAGGCCAUUAGAAUCCAAUGGUAUGGUGUGUUAAGUUUGACCUUCGA